Branchiostoma floridae (Florida lancelet) is the source of this 2652-nucleotide messenger RNA. RefSeq names its product NXPE family member 3-like. Bases 68 to 1684 code for a protein of 538 amino acids. The transcript is spliced from 5 exons. The record is from RefSeq and is a predicted model, not a curated record. NCBI's taxonomy places the organism in Eukaryota, Metazoa, Chordata, Leptocardii, Amphioxiformes, Branchiostomatidae.
UCUUAAGGCAUUGCCACGUGAAUCAACCCUGUGUAGACACAUACCGUCGUAAAGCGCUCUUUAUUCCAUGGGGAAAUUCAAGCUACUGUUGGCUAUCAUCGUUUGUCUGGCCUGCCUCGCUCCAUUAGUUUAUCAGAUUCAGUUUAAGAGUGUCAUAAAUGAAAGAAACUACCGAACACCGUUGUCAGUCCAGUCAAAAGAUAACCGAGAAGACAGACUUACUUCUCAGUGGCGUUACAAAAAUGGUUCAGUCAACUUUAGUAUGGUCACUCAAAACUUCAUUGUCAGUAUUGUCAACCCUCAAGCGGUGUACCAAGUUGGGCAACUACUUUUGAUCAAAAUUGUUGCAAAGGAUUCAAAGGGUCGUGUGAAAUCAUAUGGAGGAGAUUUUCUUCGAACCAAGCUUUACAGCAACGUCCCGGUUCAGGCUAGUACCGCUGGAAGAGUCACAGACUUUAAAAAUGGAACUUAUAUCGCCAGAUUUUUUCUGAGUUGGCCAGGAAUACUCUUCGUUUCAGUGCAACUCAUACAUUCAAGCGAGGCUGUGCAGGUUUUGAAAAGAAUCCGUGACACAGCACCGGUAAGGCGAAUCAUGGUGUGCGGCUUUCUGGAUGAAAAAAGAAACGUAUCUGAGUGGACGCCUUGUACAAAUAAUGUUGGUAAACACGUUAAUCUCCGGGACGUUUGUGAAUAUUCCAAACCAGCUUUUAAUGUAUCAUUCCAUUGCCAACGACCGACACGUCCAAUUCGCUGUGGAUCCAUCACGGUGUGUCAUCGUGACCGUACGGGUACUUCAACCUUGCAAGAUGAGAUUGUCACUGCAGAUGAAAAAAAGCUGUUCCCGAGGGAUCUGAGCUUGAAGGAAACUUCGUCUAGCAGCAUCGAAAUUCAAGCUAAAGGCAUCCGUGUGACCAAGAAAGUAACAGGAAGCACGCUACCAGUCUGCGCUCCUCGCCUGGCUGAGGCAGCGUCUGAAGGCUACUGGUUCAACGGAACCUGGAAUUGUCUGAGAUGCCAAACAAGACGGUUUCCAUCAGCUCGGUCAAUGUUAGACUGUCUUCAACACAAAUCAUUGUAUUUUUUCGGGGAUUCCACGACCAGGCAGUGGUGGGCCUAUUUAACGGAAUUUAUUGGCCUAGGUCGCAGUGGAGAUGUUCCCCAAAUUAUUAACAUAGCUUCAUCCUCAAGCAGAGAAUAUAAUGUCAGCUUGAAAUAUAGGUUUCACUACUUUCCAAAAAAUGUAAACGUAAAAAAUAUAGAUGUUAAUACUCUCGGUUAUGUAGCAGAAGGCAUUGAUGAAAUUGUAGGUGGUCCAAAUGUUGUGAUAAUUGUAGGGUUAUGGGCACACUUUAUGGCUGAACCUAUGGAAACCUUCCGUUCACGAGUUUGGGGUAUUCGUCACGCCAUAGAAAGACUGCAUAGCCGCUAUCCAGACACAUUGGUCAUUUGGCGAACUAGUAACACCAAUCACCACGAUCGGCUCAGUCAUUUUGUAGAAAACAGCGAUUGGUAUGGCUACCAACUUUUUUUGGAAGUGAAAAAAAUCCUGGAAGACGUAAACGUUGCGAUCCUAGAUGUAUGGGAAAUGUCGGAGUCUAUGUGGCAUGACGCUAUAAUGCACCCACCUAAGGAGGUUAUCAAGGAACAUGUGAAUAUGCUACUGUCUUACAUAUGCCCUGCUUAAACAGAAAUACCAAAGUCUUUUAAAACUUUUAUCAGAUAGACAAAAUAUACUCUAAAAUAUUAAUUUUACCCAUCAUUGCAUGGGCCCAUUUUGCUUUGUAUCUUUGAUGUUGGCUUGAAGUUAUCGCCUGCAGGUUGCUGUAAUAACGAUAUUCCUGAAAGAUCUCAUGGAAAUCAGAUAAUUAACAAAAGCUACUUAUAUUUCAUCAUUUUGAAAAUUUCAACAAUGCAAUACAGAGGGUAUUCAGAAGUUCUGAUGUUCGGAGCCAUGGAACAAACAUACAGUAUGUAGUUGAAUAUAUGGAAUAAAGUAGCACAUGAACCUUCAAGCAGCCGACCUUUUGUUGCGACUAAAAUCACCAAGUUGGGUCAGAACGGACCCCCAAUUUUUUUAUUAAUAAAAUCAAUUUGGGUUGCCAUGGCAUAUUUUGGCCAAAUUCCUAUUUAAACAAGGUUAUCUUGGUAAACUACACUUGAUUUUUAACAACAAAUAAAUUCUAUGAAAUUCAAUGUAAUUUCAUAAUUCAAAAUUUUUAAUUUAUGUCUUGACGGUAGAAAAAAAAUCUGUUUUAAAGAUACUAAUACUGAUAAAUAUUAACAAAUACCCAUACCUUAGAAAAAAGUACACAGUCGACGUUAUAAAGUUACUACUAUUACUUUGAACUGCGCAUAUUCCAAUAUUGUAUGUAUGUAUGUAUGUAUGCUUAAAGAAGACCAGAAUUACUCGAAAACGUCUAGAUGCAUUGGGUAGAUCUUACAAAGAACUGAAAACGAUUAGAUUUUGUGCCCCCUAGCGGCGCCUUCAACGGAACACCCCGGGUUCGAUAUUUCGAGUUUUGAACAUGCUGACAGCUUAUGAUGCCGAGAGUAAAAGGUGUAGGUUUGGGCCCCCUGGUGGUUCCAUUAUUGGACCAUUACAACAUCUGACAUGUGUAACCGAUAUAGAAAGGAAUAAUAUUGAUAGAUAUA